AGACGCGCACACACAGAAAGCUGAUGGUAUAGGGUUUACAGCGCCCUUUAGGUGUUCGGUUGUGUUGUUUCGUUAACGUCGGUUUCUCCGUGUAGGAACAGUUCUACAAACUACGUUUUUCCUUAUUGGGUUAUUUAUUAGCCGUAAAAAGAAGAUCCCGAGUAUAACCUAGACAUGCAGUCAGGUUCGUGCUCACCUCCACGUAAGAGUCGGAGCCUAGGUCGUUCUGAUAGUUCUGAUUUUAAGUCCGAGAAGAAGCAAAAAAAGAAAGUUCGAUCCUAUAGCAGAGAACGAGGUCAAUACCGUGCCAGCAGUUGGCAGCGCACGGAAAGGAGAAGGCACCGGUCCCGCAGUCGUAAUAGAAAUAGUGUCCGGAGAAAAUCCAGAUCAAGAUCUGGUGAAAUGGACAAAAUUAAAAGGGAAACGAGCCAGAAGAAAUCUUUAUCUGACUCUGAUCAAGAUGACCGAUGCAACACAGACGGAGAGAGAAAAUCGUCAUCUACGUGCUCACUAUCUUCUGUGUCUUCUUCAUCACCAGCAAGGUCACAGAGCCCAAAGGGGAUUUCUUUUGGAGGUCUUGCUCUGCAAGAUUGUUUGAAUCUAAAAGAUGAAAACAAGAAAAAAAAGGAGCUUAUGAAAGCUAUGGAAACGCCAGAGGAAAAAAGAGCCAGGCGUUUAGCCAAAAAAGAAGCCAAAGAGAGAAAGAAACGGGAGAACAUGGGCUGGGGAAAAGAGUACAUGGGGUACACGAAUACGGAUAACCCAUUUGGAGAUAACAACUUGCUAGGCACUUUUACCUGGAGCAAGGCACUGGAAAAAAAAGGAAUCGGUCAUCUUGCAGAAAAAGAUUUGAAAGAGAGAAAUAAGCGGAUCCAAGAAGAUAAUCGCUUAGAGCUGCAGAAAGUGAAACAGCUGCGAUUAGAGCGUGAACGAGAAAAAGCUAUGAGAGAGCAGGAACUGGAGAUGUUGCAGCGAGAAAAAAGAAGCCGAGCACUUUAAGACAUGGGAGGAACAGGAAGACAAUUUUCAUCUUCAACAGGCAAAGCUCAGAUCCAAAAUCCGCAUUCGGGAUGGUCGUGCUAAGCCUAUUGAUCUCCUGGCAAAGUACAUAAGUGCAGAAGAUGAUGAUUUAG
This is a messenger RNA of Rana temporaria (common frog), 1133 nucleotides long. Its product is annotated as cactin-like. NCBI's taxonomy places the organism in Eukaryota, Metazoa, Chordata, Amphibia, Anura, Ranidae. The transcript is spliced from 5 exons. Bases 175 to 999 code for a protein of 274 amino acids. Gene Ontology annotation, cellular component: cytoplasm; spliceosomal complex. Gene Ontology annotation, biological process: mRNA cis splicing, via spliceosome; negative regulation of innate immune response. The record is from RefSeq and is a predicted model, not a curated record.